This is a messenger RNA of Sitophilus oryzae (rice weevil), 1828 nucleotides long. RefSeq names its product actin-related protein 6 (gene Arp6). NCBI's taxonomy places the organism in Eukaryota, Metazoa, Arthropoda, Insecta, Coleoptera, Curculionidae. Gene Ontology annotation, cellular component: Swr1 complex. The transcript has a single exon. Bases 65 to 1750 code for a protein of 561 amino acids. Gene Ontology annotation, molecular function: nucleosome binding. The record is from RefSeq and is a predicted model, not a curated record.
AAAGUGAGGUUGAUAAUUCAAAAUUAUUGCUUUUAUUUAACUUUUUAAAUUUGAUUUAAAAAUAAUGUCUUGGGAUUCCAAAUCACCGAAAAUAAGUAAAAGACGAAGAAGCAGUACCAGUAAAGACGUGCCUACUAAAGCAGCGAAAAGCGCAAGUUUAAAAGCCUUAAUAAUUGAUAAUGGAGGGUACACAAUUAAAGCCGGCUAUAACCGAGAUGAAGAACCCCAAAUUAUACCGAACUGCAUCAUGAAAGCGAAGUCAGAGAGAAAGCGAUUAUUUAUUGGCAAGCAGAUAGACGAAUGUCGUGAUUGUUCUGGUCUGUUUUUUCUAUUACCGUGUGAAAAAGGAUACAUAACACGGUGGGAAGUACAGAAACCCGUCUGGGACCAGCUAUUCGGCAAAGAUGUUUGCCCUAUCAACGACAAUCCUACGAUAAUUACGCAACCUCUAUUUAAUUUCAAAUCAAUCCAAGAUUGCAUGGAUGAAAUAUUUUUUGAAGAGUAUGAGGUCCCCAGUUUAUUUCGAUGUAAUCCAACGGAUUUAGCAUAUUUAAAUUAUGCAAAAGAGAACCGACUUAGCAGGAAUGAAGCAUGUUUAAUCAUAGACAGUGGUUAUAGUUUCACUCAUAUUAUUCCUUAUAUUAAAGGCAACAAAUUUAUACAGGCAGCAAAAAGACUAAACGUAGGUGGUAAAUUAUUAACUAACCACCUAAAAGACAUUAUUUCAUAUAGACAGUAUAAUGUUAUGGAGGAAACUUACGUGAUUAAUCAAGUAAAGGAAGACACUUGUUAUGUUUGUGAAGAUGUCAAAGCAGAACUCAGAGAAGCAGCUAAACCGUUUAGCAAAAAUACUAUAGUGAAAAAUUAUGUGUUGCCAGACUUUAACAACAUCCGUAGAGGAUACAUUCAACAAGCUAAUAAGACAGAUGAGAAAGAAGAAAGUUGCCAAAUACUCAGACUUAAUAACGAGAGGUUUGUUGUACCUGAAAUUUUAUUUCAUCCAUCCGAUAUUGGAAUGAAAAGUAUGGGAAUUGCUGAGGCAGCUGUUAAGUCAAUUUAUAGCUGUCCAAAAAUAGAUAGAAAAGCUCUAGCUAGAAACAUUAUAAUUGUAGGUGGAAAUUGUAAGUUUCCCGGAUUCAAAGAACGAUUAUACGCAGAAUUAAGAUCUCUGUUACCUGAUUUAUGGGAUGUUAAAGUAUUCUUGCCUUCGGAUCCUAUAACAUAUGCUUGGAAAGGUGGAGGAGCUCUGUUAAAAUUGCACGAUUUUAAAAGUAAUCUUGUUACUCGACAGGACUAUGAGGAACUGGGGUCUGCUAUAAUCCAAGAGAGGUUUAACAACUUCAUGAUUGACGACAGCAGAUUAGACGAUUCUAGCAAGCCGCCAAAAGAACAAACAAAUUUUAAGUACCUUGAAAAACUGAAAUCGAGGUCGAUUUUUGGUAAACAAGAACUCUGUCCUAGCGGUAGUUCAAAUGACCCGACUAACGAAGAGAAUGGAGCUGCCAGCAACUCGAAAAAUGAACAAGGCGAAGAUGGAAUUGUCGAUUCGAAUAAAGAAGAAUCCAACAGUGUGUCGGAUGAAGCAUCUCAAGAUAGUUUUCAGGCUGUGGAAGUCGAUAAAGGAAAAAAGAGCAAGGUGACGCAAGAAAAGCAGAGCGAAGAUGAUGUGGAUAUAGAUUCGGAUGUUUCGGAGGAAGAUCUAACGAAAUCGCUUGAGUUAUUUCCGUUUGGAACGGGAUCGUACUUGUAAAUGUGACUGAAAAUUAAAACGCUUUCAUUUUUAAUACUUUUUUGUAAAAUAAUUUAUGUAAUAAGCUUAUCAAAAAAA